Messenger RNA from Austrofundulus limnaeus, 7687 nucleotides. It is a transcript of the gene znf292a, whose product is annotated as zinc finger protein 292a. Gene Ontology annotation, molecular function: DNA binding; DNA-binding transcription factor activity, RNA polymerase II-specific. Bases 21 to 7250 code for a protein of 2409 amino acids. Gene Ontology annotation, cellular component: nucleus. Gene Ontology annotation, biological process: regulation of transcription by RNA polymerase II. The record is from RefSeq and is a predicted model, not a curated record. The transcript is spliced from 8 exons. Lineage: Eukaryota; Metazoa; Chordata; Actinopteri; Cyprinodontiformes; Rivulidae.
CGGUCGUGAUUGUUGUGAAGAUGGCGGAGGGGGAGACAGAAAAGGAAUAUGAUACACGGAAAGCCACCGACGAGCUCCGCGAGCGCUUCCACGGUUUGACCACGGCUCUGAGGGAGAGCUCGCAGCCUUCGCUUGAAGCCUCCCUGAUUUUCUGCCAGGAGUUCUGCCAGGUUCUGGUGGAACAUGCAGGCCGUUGGAAAACAGACGAGGAUCCACUGCCUCUGCUGCAGGUUUACACCAUGGCUAUCCUCAGCUUUGCUAAGGCUUCUUCCUGUCUCUCUGAAGAAUGUGAAAAUGGCCCACUCCUACUUGAAAAGUUAGCGUUGAGCUGUGCAGAGUUGCUGCUUUUAAUGCCCCAGCAUAUUCCUGGUGCCUUAUGGGAGGAGUUCCAGUCCUCCAUGAAGUUYGCACACACCCUUUUGCUAGAAAGUGGGAACACACAGCUUUGUGUGCUCUCAAUUCUGGCACAGCAGGAUGGCGUUUGGGUCAACAGCACAUUAAGCAGCAUUCUGUCCAAUCAAAUUCCUCAAACUGAACAAGUCCACGACUAUCUUGAAUUGGAGGGUCCCKUGCUUGUUAACAUGCGAAUAAAGCACCUUAUCAAGGUGGGCAGUAUUGAUAAAGCUGCUGUUCUUGCGAAGAUUUGUUCAGAGUAUCCAGGGUUUGAAGGAAAAGUGAACUUCAAACAGACCUACUUGCUCUGCAUCUGCAUGGCAAAAAGUCAGGAGCAGCUGAUGGAAGAGAUUUCAUCAAUAGACUGUAAAGAUGCACUUGAAAUGAUCUGCAACUUGGAGUCGGAGGGCGAUGAGAAUGGAGCUCUGUGUAUGUGCACUGCCUUUCUCAAGCGACAGCUCAUCCAGGGAGACGUUUACUGUGCUUGGGAACUCACCCUGUUCUGGAGUAAAUUGCUCAUGCGAUUAGAGGCUUCGGCUGAUUCGUUUCUCAGCCACAGCAAAGAGAUGACUCUCCUCUGCAGAAAUGUUUGUCACAUUCUGUUUCUCAUCAAAGUCAUCCAAAAUGAGGUUGGAGAAGUGGGGCUUCCAGUCUGCAUAGAAAUGUGCAUCCAAGCUCUAAAAAUGACCUCCACUGACCAUAAAGACAAUGAGUCUACCAUCUGCAAGACUAUUUCCUGCCUCUUGCCAACUGAUCUCGAGGUUAAGCGCGCGUGCCAGCUGACGGAGUUCCUCCUGCAGCCUACUGUUGACUCUUACUAUGCCGUAGAGUCGCUGUACAACGAACCUGACCAAAAGCUUGAGGAGGACGGGAGUCUGCCCGUGCCCAAUUCUUUACGCUGUGAGUUACUGCUGGCCUUGAAGACACAGUGGCCUUUUGAUCCAGAGUUCUGGGAUUGGAAAACACUGAAACGCAACUGUUUAGCAUUGAUGGGCGACGAGGCAGCUAUUGUCUCAUCUAUUGACACACUCAAUGACACAGAUGAGCAGGAGGUGGAAAAUACACUUGGCAAAAUGCCUGAAUACAAAGACCUGGAGGACUUCCUGCUAACCACUACAAAUGAACUCAAUGAAAUUACAGAUGAAAAAGAAAAAAACAGAGAGGCUAAAAAGCUUCGGGAGCAGGGAUUUGUGUCCGCUCGGUUCAGAAAUUGGCGAGCCUAUAUGCAGUAUUGCGUUUUGUGUGAUAAGGAGUUUUUAGGUCACAGAAUUGUCCGUCACGCUCAGAAACAUUUCAAAGAUGGGGUGUAUCUUUGUCCAAUUUGUGCAGACAGUUUUGGAAGUAGGGAGAUUUUGGAGCCACAUGUAGCAUCCCAUGUAAAGCAAUCGUGCAAAGAAAGACUGGCGGCAAUGAAAGCUGCAAGAAAGGUAACCAAACCACUUCAGUCCCCUAAAAGUCCAUCAAAGAUUUCCAAGGUUGUAGUCAAGACAAGCAUGAGCCCUGUUAAAACUGAACCUCAAAUAGGUGAAAACUUGGCACCCACUGUUAAAAUAGGACAAACGACGUCUGAUUCUCAGAUUAGUCAAGACUGUUACUGUCCUGUGAAAAACUGUGCAAAGGCAUUCAAGAUUUUCCGUAACCUCAUGGCUCAUGUCAGAUCUCACAAGGACGACGAGGAGGCCAUGAGGUUUUUAGAAAUACAGAAACAGAAAGUGGUGUGUCAGUACUGCAGAAGGCAGUUCGUUAACGUCAGACAUCUUAAUGAUCAUUUGCAGAUGCAUUGUGGCAGCAAACCAUAUAUCUGCAUACAGAUGGAUUGCAAGGCCCACUUUAAUUCCAACUCUGAGCUUCUCAUGCACAGAAAAAUGCACUCUGAAUUUAAAGCUCAGUGCAUGUUUCCAAAUUGUGGCCAAGUUUUCAGCGAGGCCUACCUGUUGUAUGAUCAUGAGGCCCAGCAUUACCUUACCUACACCUGCCAAAUUGACAACUGUGGUAAAAUAUUCUAUGUACAAUCAGAUUUUUUUUCUCACCAAGAGCAUCAUAGAUCAAAUGCUGCCGUAAACACAUUUAUUAUUGGGAAUCAAAUCCCUCCUACAACCACAAAAGUAGAACUGCCAUCUAGAAGCACCCCAGUCAAAGAAGAUGCACAUUCUGCUGUUUUUAGCUUAGAAAAAAAUACUACAGACGUUUGUGUGAAGGAGGCAGUUGUAUCACCGUGCACAUCGGCUGAUGUUCCUAGAGAGGCUGUUCCCAUGAAAGUCAAACACUCGAUUGAAAACAUGCUGAAUUCAAUGGCAGGUCCUGGGCUAAAGGAGCCCGAGAAAUGCUACACUCCAUUCACCAACCCCACUCCUGCACCCUCUGAUGCAAAUCCACCACCAGACAUGCCACAAGCAUCCCAUCAUGUGCCUGAGCACAGUCAUGUACCUCCGGUGUAUCCUAUUCCCUCUGCAACAAAUCCAGUGACUAGUCCAGAAGUAAACCAGAAUAAUGAUAAACAAGGCAACACAUUUCAGAAAGUACUCCCGAAAAUAAUGUCUCCGAGUCAAAUCAAAACCGAAAUUCCUUAUUCGCUGCAGGGAUACCCUUCCACUUCACCCACUGUUCCUGCAAAAAGUGAAGAAAAACUGCACUGCUGCCCAAGUGGCGACUGCUCACGUGCGUACAGUACAAACAAAAGUCUGUCAAGACAUGUAAAGAAGCAACAUCCUGAAAUAUUUGAAGACUGGAAAUUGGCAAAGAAAUACAACAAAGUAGCCAGAAUUACAGCAAAAAAGGGGAAAAAAUCAUCAAGAAAGCGAGGGGUACUAUGCAACAAACCAGGAAUACAGCAAAUGGAUUAUUCAAUAGGAUGCUCAACCUCAGCAUCCGAGUGUUAUCCUGGAUCAGUUGAGCCUGUGCCUAUUACUCCAAUGAUCAAUCCAACAGUAUACCCAUCCUGGGGGUGCCAAAACAAUCCCAAUGCUGUGAUGCCGUCAGACAUGUCUCAGUCAUGGUCUUCAAUGCCAAUAAAUAACUGCUAUCCUGAAACCUUUAAUAUGAAUGAGUACUCCUCCCGCAACUACCCUCACUGGCAAGCAGACGCUUAUCAAACCGCAAUGCCUCAGCCUCCUGAGAGAGCUCAUUCAGUGGCAGCUACACACUGUUCCCCUAUGUCUCAUCCUCCUUCAGAUUCAAGUUUAAUGUCUCAGUAUGUGUCCAGCUCACUAAUGCUUGACAAUGGUGGACAAAUGCAUAAUGGUGGACCUCAGUAUGGGCUUAUGCACACUGAUAGUACUGCAGAGAGUGCAGAUGUGAGGAAAGGCAGUGCAAGUAUUAUAGUACCGAUGGAUAAUGGAAACAGUAUCUCAACAAGUGACAGUCUUCCUGAUGGAAGUUACCACACUCCGUACGCUCCGAGUGAGAACUCUUGUCUCACUCAGUCAUCGUCAGUGGAUGUCCCAGAAAAAAGUGGGAGUCCAGAAGUUAAAAUUCCAGUAAAAGAUGAAAUUGUGAAAAAUGAAAACGCAUCCACUCCUGGUUGUGAACAGACGGAUAACUCGGUAGAUGAGAUGCUAAGUCCAAACAGUGUUAUUCACACGGACUUUCCUUUUGAUGAGGACUGUCCUAAUGCUGAGUGUCAAGCCAGCAAUGCAGAUGAAAAGAGUGAGGAUCUUGACUCGCAAAAAGGAAAACGCAGCAGGCUGAGCAAGCGCACCAAAUGGCCAGCAAUAAUUAAGGAUGGUAAAGUUAUAUGCAGGAGGUGUUUCAGAGAGUUCACAAGCACCAAAUCUCUCGGAGGUCACCUAUCUAAACGUUCACAAUGCAGACCCCUUGAUGAAAUUGACCUGACAGCAGACCUACCAACAUCAUUUCUGGAUUUCCUCAAUGACCCUCAUGUCCCUGACACCAACGGAUCAAUAUUCAACAUGCCAAAUGGAGAAUUCUCAGAGGAAUCAGGCAGCUUGACCACAUUUAAUUCACCUGUGAUGCUGAAGCAGGAACCCCAGGCUGUAAGUAUUAUGGACCAUCCAAGUUCUCACUCAGCUGGCCCUGAAGACCAGCAGGAAAAAGCUACUGAGCUGGUUAAUUCUCCCCGUGCUGGACCCCAUCGGGAAGAUCACCUAGGGGAAAUGUCACAUGCCUUUCAAAAAAUGGAUUUGAUUGAGGCUGCACAAGAGAAAAUGCGAAAUGUUUUGGCCUUAGAGCUAAAUGCUAGUCAAAGUCAGACAACUCCUAAAACAGAAAAAAGAAAAAGGCUGAGUAAAAGCGAAGCAAAGUCUACAGAGAAGGUGUCCAAACCUUUUAAAUGUGAACGAGACGACUGUGAAUUCUCAUUCAUGACAAAGGAGGCUUUAUUCAAACACUUAAGCAAAAUGCAUGAUUAUACCAAUGAAAUGAUAGAAGAGCUCAAAAGGAACCCCUCUAAACUGUCUCCAUAUCCUUGUAAGAUUUGUUCAAAAACAUUCACAAGAACGACAGGGUUGAGAAUUCACUAUGAAAAAGUCCAUCGGUUAUCAAAGGUAGAGAUGCUGAAGUUAAAAAUCAAUGCUCGGGUUCGGCGUCCAGCCAAAAUAAUCAAUGAAAGCUCUUCGAACACCCCUGUAAGCAUUAAACCCAACACCAGCACAGUGCAAUCUGCACCUGUAAUGCCUGUUUUUAAACAAGAGCCCAUGGACAUUGCAAUUGCACCUCAACCCAUAAUUGAAGUUAUUGAAACCAAUCUAAAGGUUCCUGAAAUCACUAACCAAGAAGUUGCAGUGAAACAAGUCUUGACACCUGAGAUAUCCACUGUUACACGACUACCAUCACCCCAAAACUAUUUGAGCGAAAAAACGCUCGAAGAAGCUCCACCAUCAACUCCUGAAAAAGCUCCGGAGCAGCCUAAUGUGGCAGUCGUAAACAGGAGUCCAGACGUGAAAGUAAAGUCUAAUGUGAAAGAAAAGCAAAGUCCUGUAGCCAAAGCAAAGGUGCAGCAAGAAAAUGUUGAGGAGUCGCCGAAUAAAGCGCAAGAACCAAAGACCUCCACAGCAUCGGCUACGUCCUCCCCAGAGAAACCAAGCAGUUCUAAAAGCACACCAACGAAGGAGGAGAGGAAAGAAAAGCGUCAGAGAAAGUUGAGUCUAAAAAUGUGUGAGAGUGACAAUGCCUUCAGUCCAUAUAGACCAUAUCGCUGUGUUCAUGAAGGAUGCACUGCAGCGUUUACCAUCCAGCACAAUCUUAUUCUGCAUUAUAGAGCCAUGCAUCAGGCAUCGCUGCCUCCUACCAAAACUGAACCUGACAUCGACAAAGCAAUUAUUACUAAUGAACAGGAGAGCUGUGAGAGCAUAGGAAAAGACGAUGAAGUCAGGUGUCAGGUGAGAAAUUGUUCAAGGGUGUUCAUGGGAAUCACAAAAUUAGUGCAACAUUACCUCUUACUUCACAAAUUUACUUGUGAUAAGGCCACCACUAUGAUGGCCACCAUGGCCAUAGGGACUUUUAACUGUGAUCGGCCAGAAUGUGCUCUACCUUUCAACUCUGUUGAGAAGUACAUUGAGCACAUCAAGAAUUACCACAAGGAAAUCGCUGUGUCUGAGAGAGGCUCGGUUGAUCCAACCUUUUGGUGCCAGUAUGAUGGGUGCGACCGUGUGUACACUACAAAAUCCAACCUCCUCCGCCACCUGAUCAAAAAGCACGAUUAUAUUUAUGAUCCCAAAACAAAUGAUGGACGACGGAAUAAAUCACUCACAUUCUUUCCAGGAAUCAACAAUAGGAAAGAGAAUCUAGAAAAUAAAGUCAAAGUGAAGAAGAAGAACACUAAAAAGAAAGAUGGGAAGUCCAUUGAGCACUGGACAAGUUUUGGCACGCCUACACUAAAAUCUCAUGAAGAGGCAUCAGCCAUGUGCACCAAGAAGUCAGCUCUGCAGUACCCAUGCAUGCUUAUAGGCUGUGAUGCUGUAGAAUGUGCCGAAAAGAGUAUUUUCAAGCAUUACACAACUCAUGGCCUCACAGAAAGAUACAUAGAAGAUCAGAGGAGUCAGUUUAUUUUCUGCAAGAAGUACUCGCGUGCCAGAUUCAAGGAUGCAAACAAAGCAGAAGGUGCUUCGAGUUCUUCGGAGGAGAUGGAGGCCGAAGAAGACGAAAAGCCAAGUGACCCAAAAACUGAGGAAUUGCCGAUUGUGGAAAAACUAGAACAAGAGGAAAGCAAGGAGUUCAAUGAUGAUAGUCCAGAAUCUCAAGAGUCUCAAGAAUCUCAAGAGUCUCAAGAAUCUCAAGAGUCUCAAGAAUCUCAAGAGUCUCAAGAAUUCCAAGAAUCUCAAGAGUCUCAAGAAUCUCAAGAAUUCCAAGAAUCUCAAGAAUCUCACGCUUCCACUGGGACAGAUGCUGGACCUAAAAGAGGUCGUCCUAGAAAACCCUCACAGCCUAAAUCAGCAUGUCCGAAAAGGAUUCUGACCCUUAGAACCCGAUCGACUGUUAACAGUUCAAGAGAGAACUCAAAUCCUGGUACCCCUACUGCUCCAGAGCAACAGGACGACGGGGUUUUGCCAGGGUCUUUCAAGCCUUUAGGACUUGAGGACUCAUUCCUUAAGUUUCUGGAAACCUCAGAGUCAACAAACCCUUCUAAACGCAAAUUAAACGAGAAAUCCAAUGCUGAAGUGCCCUCUAAACGGCAGAAAGCUCACAAACCGAAGCCUGCACAAAGAAGUAAAAUCACUGARGACAUUAGAGGCUGUGAGAAUCUUAUAGACUUCAGAAAUCCAUUAAAACUAAAAUCUGGGAGUAAUGUAAAAAUAGUAAUGGAUAAAACACUUUUAGACGGUGCUGAAAGUUUACUUAAGCAGCUACAACGUAUGAAGCCCACAGUUGUUAUUAAAAGGUGGCUUUAUAGUGCAUCAUAAUCCAAUAUUUUGUUUUCCAUUCAGUCUUACUCAGGAUUUGAGAUGUUAUGCUGCAGAAUGGUUUAUUUCUUAAUGCAAAAGAUUUCCAGCUCUUUACAGUCAUGGUCACAGUUGACAAUGAAAUGGCCUAUUUUGUACUUAAUUAAAACAAUUGUCUGAUGAUUUUAAGUAUGUAUGUUAGUUAUAUUAACCAGGUAAUCGAUAGGGCAUAGAUUUUAGAAACAUGUUUGUAUUUAUGCUUAGUACUUAAGAUGUUUUCUUUUUCUUCUUUUACUAAAUGGACACUUUUAAAGAAAACUGUUUUUAUAUAUCCCUAUGGGAUUUCAAGUUCUGUUUGUAUUUAUUUCAUCCCUUUUCAACACUAGUAGACCUAUCUGUAAUAUUUACAUGUCUUCCACAAAGUGUUCAAUAAAAUGUUACUGGCUCUUUUUUAUAAA